This is a messenger RNA of Lolium rigidum, 1007 nucleotides long. RefSeq lists its product as uncharacterized. The record is from RefSeq and is a predicted model, not a curated record. Bases 210 to 821 code for a protein of 203 amino acids. The transcript has 3 exons. Lineage: Eukaryota; Viridiplantae; Streptophyta; Magnoliopsida; Poales; Poaceae.
GCGGGGACAGAUUGCCUCCUCCCGCGCGACGGAGGCGGCGGUUUGCCUGGGCCGGGGGAGCACCACCGGGAGAGAGAGAGAGGGGCGAGCUUGAGCGCCGUAGCCUCCCUCAUCCUCGCCGGGGGAACACAUCUGCUGCUAGAGAAGCUCCCGUCCACGGCGGCGCCGACGGCUUCGACCGCGGUUGAGGACAGCGACGGCGCUCGCCCAUGCUCGUGUCCAGGCCCAACCGGCGAGAGCCGGCGUUCGAGCGGCGCCUCCCUCUACGUCCUCGCGUCGUCUUCCGCCGUCAGAGAACCUGGUCGCUGGAGGUUUGUGCACUUUGGUGUUGUAGAAUGGCUGAACCGGAUAAGGGUGUGCCUCAAGUGGGAAUGGUAUUCAAAGACAGAGAAGAGGCUUGGCUCUUUUGGCUUGCAUAUGGGGGUCGUGUAGGAUUUGACGUGAGGAAGAGGUACGCCAAUAAGAGUCCGAUGGAUGGUAAAAUAACAUCAUGCAGAUAUGUUUGUUCUAAAGAAGGUCUUCGGAAAAAAGGACAAAGAGAAUCCAUUCAAAAGUGCUUUAGAGCUGAAACAAGGACCGAGUGCCCAGCUUUUAUGAGUCUUACAUUGAAUCGUGUGUCUGGAAAUUUUGAAGUCCGUGAGGUAGAUCUUCAACACAAUCACCUCCUUUACUUGCCUCAAACCCGACACCUUAUGGUGUCGCAAAGAAAGAUUUCAGAUUUUCAAGCUUUCGAAAUUGAAGCCUCAGAUGAUUCUGGAAGAGAUGGACUAGAGAAGCACGCAAAGGGAGCAUAUUGGACAAGCAAGGAAGGAAUGUGGUAGAAAAUCCAAAGCUUGAAGCUAUGCUUCGAUACAAAGAACUAUCUCAUAAAUUUCAUAGUAUGGCUUAUAAAAUAGCCUACUCUCCGGAAUGUUGUUUGUUAUUAGUAAAUGCACUUGAUUGCGUUCGUCCACAACUAGAGGAAAAACUCAAUGCACAGACAAGUGCUAUGAAGGAUCCAAGUAAUG